GCCGCCGGCGCGUGAACUGAGGCGAGGGAGGACGAGCGCGGAGCGCCGCCCGCCGCCGGGAAGGAGGAGCCGGCGAGGAGGGCAGUGACAGUCAGCGAGCGCGGCGGAGGAGGCGGAGGAUGGAGCCCGAGCGAGGCGCCGCGCUGCCGCCGGAGGCCCCGGAGACGGCGCAGGCGGUGCUGGUGCUGCGCGGGCUGCGGGCGCUGCGCGCCGAGCGGGCGCUGCUGGACGUGACGCUGGUGGCGGAGGGCGAGGCGGAGUUCGGGGCGCACCGCGCGGUGCUGGCGGCGGCCUCGGGCUACUUCCGCGCCAUGUUCGGCGGCGGGCUCCGCGAGGCGCGCGCGGCGCGCGUCCGGCUGCACGGGGUGGAGGCCGAGUGCCUGGCGCGCCUGCUCGACUUCGCCUACAGCGGCCGCCUGGCCGCCCCCGACGGGCCCGAGGGCGCCGCGCGGCUGCUGCGCGCCGCCGACCUGCUGCAGUUCGGCGCGGUGAAGGAGGCCUGCGGGGCCUGGCUGGCGGCGCGGCUGGAGCCGGCGGCCGCCCUGGAGCUGCAGGACUUCGGCGAGGCCUUCGCCUGCGCGCCGCUGGCCGCCGCCGCGCGCCGCUGCGUCCUGCGCCACGCCGCCGCCGCCGAGGAGGGCUCGGAGCUGGGCGCGCAGCUGGCGCGGGUGCCGCUGGCCCGCCUGCUCUCCUACCUGCGCGACGACGCGCUGCGCGUGCCCAAGGAGGAGGCCGCCUUCGCCCUGGCCCUGCGCUGGGUGCGCGCCGACGCCGGGCCGCGCGGCGCGCUCCUGCCCCAGCUGCUGGCCCACGUGCGCCUGCCCUUCGUGCGCCGCUUCGCGCUGCUGGCCCAGGUGGAGGGCGAGGCGCUGGUGGCGCGCUCGGCCGCCUGCCGGCGCCUGGUGGCCGAGGCGCGCCUCUUCCAGGACGGCCGCCUGGACCGGCACGAGCGCGCGCCCUGCGCCCGCCUCCGCCCGCGCCCCUCCACCGGCCUGGCCGAGAUCCUGCUGGUGCUGGGCGGCUGCGACCGCGACUGCGACGAGCUGGCCACCCUCGACGGCUUCGACCCGCGCACCGGCCACUGGCGCUACCUGGCCGAGUUCCCCGAGCACCUGGGCGGGGGCUACGGCGCCGCCGCCCUGGGCAACGACCUCUACGUCACCGGAGGCUCUGACGGCUCCCGGCUCUACGACUCCGUCUGGAGGUACAACUCCAGCGUGAACGAGUGGACGGAGGUGUCCCCCAUGCUGAAAGCCCGGGAGUACCACAGCUCGGCGGUCCUGGACGGACUCCUCUACGUCGUCGCCUCGGACAGCACCGAGCGCUACGACCACACGCUGGACUCCUGGGAGGCCCUGCAGCCCAUGCUCUACCCCAUGGACAACUGCUCCACCGCCAGCUGCCGCGGCAAGCUCUACGCCACCGGCUCCCUGGCCGGCAAGGAGUCCAUGGUGAUCCAGUGCUACGACCCCGAGACGGACCUCUGGUCCCUGGUGAACUGUGGGCCGCUGCCCUCCUGGUCCUUCACGCCCAAGACGGUGGCGCUCAGCGGGCUGAUGUACUUCGUGAGAGAUGAUUCUGCUGAGGUGGAUGUCUAUAACCCAGUGAAGAAUGAAUGGGACAAAAUCCCUCCGAUGUUGCAGGUGCACGUCGGGGGGAGUCUGGCGGUCCUGGGGGGAAAGCUCUACGUCUCGGGGGGCUACGACAGCACCUUCGAACUUUCCGGGAUGGUGGAGUCCUACGACCCCGAGGCGCGCCUGUGGAGUGUGGCCGGCCAGCUGCCCGAGCCCAUUUUCUGGCACAGCACCGUCAGCAUCUUCCGCCAGUUCAUGCCGGAGAUGUCCGAGGAGGAGGAGGAGGCGGAGGAAGAGGAGAGGCUCCCCUUGGAUAACGCAACCAACCUGAACCGGCCAUGCCAGGAUCGGAAUCGCUACACCCGAUAUCUGAGCGUGUUCCACUGACGGCGGGACAGCUUGCCUCCGUGGCGUGGCGUGGGCCUGCUGCCCGGAACCGGCAUCACUUCUAGGGGAGGCAAGCUGGCAAAUUGGACCCCGAAGCAGGCCGGAGGAGUCCGAGGGGAGGGCCGAGCAGGGAGUCCUUUGGGGCCGGCCUCCCUGUGGCUGGGGAGGAGCAGUGUGGCCAGAGGAUUCCUGAAACGUGGACUCGGCUCUGCCCUUUGACCCUGGGAGGGAGCUGGAAUCGUUGGGUCAGGCGGAAAGGUUUGGAGCUUGUAGUUUAGAGAGAAGAACCUAGGCAAAAAUCCCGCGAUAGAAGUCCGUAGCGUGCAUGGCGUGGCUAGAGCAGAGAGUGAAAUGUUUUUCUCCUCCCCGAACACUAGGACUUGGGGGACACCCCAUGAAAGGCAGAACAGGCCAAACAUGGAAUUAAUGUAUGGAACUCCUUGCCACAAGAUGUACCAGGAUGAUGGCCGCCCGCUGGGAUGGCUUUAAAGGAGGACGAGAGACACUUGUGGAGGAGAAGACUGUCAUCAACAAAGUGGACCCCCCCACGGGCAGAGAGGGUUGCUAGCAGGGCAAAGCCACCCAGGGGAGACGGUCGUCACCUGCCUGCCUGCCUUCCGAGCUUUCCAUGGGGCCCUCUGAGUGUCCCUUUGGGGAGCAGGAUGCGGCUGGACUGGGUGCCCCCCACUUGCUCUGAUCCUGCAGGGGGCCCUUCUUAAGGACCCCACGGCCCCCCGUCCUGCACUUGACACUGCGUGGCCUUUGCAACGGAAGCCUCUGCCCGCCCCCCAGCAAAGAGCAAGCUCUUGGGGCACUGUUGGACCCCAUGGGCUGCGUGGGCAGCAGGCUGCCUCUUGGGUCUCUCGAAGGCCGGAAAGGGAGAUGGUUUGGGCUGCUCUUCUCACCCAGAGUCCGUGUGCCUUGUAGGAGGGAAGCCCCUCGUGCUUGGGGGAGGAGUGGGGGGGGGAGGCUUCUGCUCGCCCACUCCAGUGCCCCCCCUUCUCCCUCCCAGAGGGUGUCGAUUGCCUACCAGACCUUCUGGGGGGGGAGGAGCACUUUCCUCUGGUGUGUUCUGGUCAGGCUGGAGUCUCCCUGUCGCCAGGGCUGGCCCUGCGUCCUCCUCUUCUGCGCUGGGGAAGGGAGUUCUCCAGAUGCCUUUCCUUUCUGAGAACAGACAUCAGGCGCAGGUGACGAGGAGGAGGACCGAGGAAGGGGCUGCUGGCUCUUCCCUUUUUGAGCCUCUUGCUAGCCGGCGUUUGAUAAGAUAACCGGAGGAGCUGAACUCUGGGCAAAGGCUAAGCAGAUCGUUGCAGUUAACACUUGGAGGCGCCUAGGGAAGCCCAACUGGCAGCAACGGCCUGUCCAGACCGUGCUCAGCGAGGGGCGGCCCCUUCCUGUUGGAGGGGAGAGGCUCACGUUGGAGCCAGGGGGCCCUUCGAGAACCCUGCCUCCCCAUUCCCCUCUAACCAGAGCCCGCCUCGGGGUCUCCUGCUCGUCCUUUGCAGGGUCUGAGGCUUGUGCUCCUUCAGCCUCCGAGUGACCGCGGCCCUCUUUAGCAGUCAGAGCGAGCGGCUGGGCCGUCUCCCUGCGACACCAGCUCCUCCGUCCCCUCCUGCUUGCUGCUGGAAGGGAAGGCUUGGAGGGCUCCUUCCGGCUCCCUGCGCGGACUCGAGGCUCUCGCCUUUGUCCCCUGAACCGCAGUGACCAGCUUUUUGCAGCCGGAGCCCCGUUUUGGUGGGGGGGGGUCACACUUUGGGAGCUUGCUUUGAGGUCCUCCCUGCCAGUGCCUUACUGGGACGCAGCUCGGGAGAAGGCCGGGGGGGGGGGGCGCCUGGAGGCCGAGUGCUCACCCCAGGGGGGCGGUGUGUGUGUGACAUUGGGUGGCUCUGUGUGUGUGUCCUUGAGGGCAGCCUUGAGGCGGCGGCUGCUUCGCCAGGCACAGGGGAGUGUGGCUAUUUCUGGGGUUUUUUUCUGGCUGGCUGGCCGGCCAGCUGAGCAAGGGCUUGCGGCCUAUUUAUAGGUGUCCUUCCCACCCAUCGCAGUCGGUAACAGGCCUGUGGGGUGGGCGAGUGCCUUGUGCGGGACCUGCUGGACUGGCCACACAGCACCCAUGCUUGGGGGCAGGCGGGAGGUGCAUCUCCUUGUGUGACGGACUCGGGGGCGGCACAAGCCUGGCCCUCCAGCCCUUGUUGGACUACAACUCCCCUCGCCCCAUGCAUGGUGGGAGCGUGCCCACCCCUGCUCAGGCCCCCCCCCCCCCCCGGCUGCAUUUCCCCUCCACCUCUGGGUGGGUGCAAAGUGCAGGGCGGUCCUCUCCUCUUGCUCUCUCCGCCUAGUGUGGGAGCUGUGCGGAGGAGUGGCUGGCCCCGGACACCCCCCCCCCCCCGAAACCGAAACCCCAACUCCAGCUGGGGCUGGGCUGCAAAAGGCUGGGCAGGGGUGGGAGUUGCCGCCCAGUGAGGCCUUACCCCCCGCCGUCCAAGGAAAGGUCACGUUGCCAGAGGAUUGGUUUCCCACGCUGCGCUGUUUACAGACACCGACUGCUGCUGCUGCUGCCGCCUCCAUCUUCUUGAGUGUCCCUUAAUCCGUAAAGUUGAGUAUUUUGUGCCAGGCUGUUUUAAAGCCUCUUAAUAGCCAGCUCUGUAGCCUCUCGGGAGCGCUAGAGCCGGACGAAUAGCUGUGUAUUUAUUUGACUUGAAUGUAGAUAACUGUGUUUGGCCUUAAGUCCUGUAUGAGAACAUCCUUUGAAGCAAAGGGGUUGCCGAUAUAUAUUUUGUAAUUCCCUCCUCCCUGCCCCUCUUAAACUUGAAACCCUAAAGUUAAAUAAAGGUGUGUGUUAAAUAUUA
Molecule: messenger RNA, 4807 nt
Organism: Hemicordylus capensis (graceful crag lizard)
Lineage: Eukaryota; Metazoa; Chordata; Lepidosauria; Squamata; Cordylidae
Gene: KLHL21
Product: kelch like family member 21
Exons: 4
Coding region: 120-1961 (613 amino acids)
Molecular function (GO): protein binding
Source: RefSeq, a predicted model, not a curated record